AUGUAUUCAGAAUUGGGAAUGUUAAGAUUUGUGGAAUUUGCAAGUCCAGAUAUUAUAUUACAGAGAAUGUGUGAAAUGCAUGGCGGAAACCUUGUCCAUAUAGAGACGGCUGAAGAAGACAAUUUCAUAACCCAACAAAUGCGCACGUACGCUCUAGGCGACAUUUGGAUGGGUGGUUCUGACUGGACGAAGGAAGGAACAUGGGUUUGGGAACCAGAGGGAAGGAUUUUCCAGUACUCUAACUUUGCACAUGGUAAACCAAACAACGCCCAUGGUCAAAACUGUCUGUCCAAGGCGCAAGCUCAUCAUUAUCAAUGGGACGAUUACGAUUGCGAUGAACAUAUAAAAUAUAUAUGUGAGAAAGCAAACACAAACAUACAGUAUCCAGUAGGAUGAGGAAUAAUGAGCUUUGUACUGAGUACCUUUCAUUUUCGGAUAACUUUGUCCACUGACUGUUACAUUGUAAGAUAA
Molecule: messenger RNA, 471 nt
Organism: Ostrea edulis (European flat oyster)
Lineage: Eukaryota; Metazoa; Mollusca; Bivalvia; Ostreida; Ostreidae
Product: perlucin-like
Exons: 3
Coding region: 1-396 (131 amino acids)
Source: RefSeq, a predicted model, not a curated record